GGUGACCAGGUUUCAGUCCAACCUGGACAACGAGGGGGUGUUCUUCACCGACUCCAACGGAAAGCUGACCGUCCGCCGUGUCGCCAACUCCACCGGUGUUUGGAAACCAGUAGGCCCGUCGCCGACAAAGGGAUACCCUGAGAACGUCGAGGCCAACUACUAUCCGGUCGUGUCCUGGAUCUACCUGAGGGACAACGCGACGGGUCUUCAGAUGACGCUGCUUCCAGACAGGCCGCAAGGCGGUACUGGCUACCGCACGGGGCAACUCGAGCUCAUGGUGCAGCGCAGGCUAACGGCGAGCGACAACAAAGGUCUUGAGGACCCGCUGGACGACCGAGGCCUGAACAAGAAGGGCGUGGUAAUCCGCGGCAGGCACCUGCUGCACCUGGCGCCCAUCCAGGAGGCUGCAGUACGCGUGCGCGCGAUGGCGAACGCGCUCGUGCUCGCGCCCGUGCUCAGCUUCUCGGAUGCCACCGUGCCAUACAGCAGCGACGUCAAGACCCGACGGUUCAAGGGCCUUGCCACGUACCUCCCGAUGGGCGUGCAACUGCUCACUCUGUACCAGGACGCGCCCGGCCGAGUGCUCAUGCGGCUGGAGCACAUGCAGCCGGCCGUUCCUCCGGACGAGCUCACCGCGGUCAACGCCACCAUACCCAUACAUGCGUUGUUGUCGACCUACACCAUGAAGAACUUCCGCGAAGUGUCCCUGACCGCCAGCCGCUGGAAGAACUCCAAGUUCGAGCCUCUUCGCUGGACUCCCAGCAGCCGGUCCCCUCUCCCCGGGAGCGAGCCCCGGCUGGACAGGUCGGACGCCAAGGGCGCCCUCGCCGCGGUCCAACUCUUCACGGGAGAGAUCAGGACCUUCGUGGCGGACUUGUAGCGAGAUCGGAAAAGGACCUCGGGAGACCGACUCCGGAAUGCCUUCGGGGCAACUCUUAGACCUGCAGCUUUCCCGGUCUACCUAGAUU
Molecule: messenger RNA, 968 nt
Organism: Ixodes scapularis (black-legged tick)
Lineage: Eukaryota; Metazoa; Arthropoda; Arachnida; Ixodida; Ixodidae
Product: lysosomal alpha-mannosidase-like
Exons: 5
Coding region: 212-880 (222 amino acids)
Biological process (GO): carbohydrate metabolic process
Cellular component (GO): lysosome
Molecular function (GO): carbohydrate binding; alpha-mannosidase activity
Source: RefSeq, a predicted model, not a curated record